This is a messenger RNA of Phytophthora sojae, 517 nucleotides long. RefSeq lists its product as hypothetical. The transcript has a single exon. The record is from RefSeq and is a predicted model, not a curated record. Gene Ontology annotation, cellular component: cytosolic large ribosomal subunit. Gene Ontology annotation, molecular function: ribonucleoprotein complex binding; structural constituent of ribosome; protein kinase activator activity. NCBI's taxonomy places the organism in Eukaryota, Oomycota, Peronosporomycetes, Peronosporales, Peronosporaceae. The coding region runs from base 21 to 377 and encodes 118 amino acids. Gene Ontology annotation, biological process: cytoplasmic translation.
GCCGAAAGCGAAAAGGAAGAAUGUCGACGAUCACCAAGGAGCAGCACGACGAGCUUUGCGUGGCGUACGCCUCCAUGAUCCUCUUCGACGGGGAGCACGAGAUCACCCCGGAGGCCAUCCAGCACAUCGUGCACGCCUCGGGCAACGAGGUGGAGCCCUACUGGCCCACGCUCUUCGCGUCGCUGCUGUCCAAGGAGGGCAAGAUCAUCGAGCUCAUCUCUACGGGCGGAGCCGCCGCUGGCGGUGCCGCUGCCCCGGGCGCCGCUGCCGGUGCCGCCGACGCUGAGGCCAAGGAGGAGGAGAAGGCCGUCGAGGAGGAGGAAGAGGUCGACAUGGGCGGCGGCAUGGACAUGUUCGGCGGAGACGAGGACUACUAAGCUGUGCGUUGUUAGCCAGCGCUGCAACUAGACACAAGCCAGCCGUUGUGACCGUCUGACCCCGCUUUAAUCCGUAAUGGACUCGCGCGUCUAUUCUUCCGGUGAAAUCAAAGGCUUUCGGCAAGCGUCUUCGUCUGUGC